GAUCCUGCCGCUAUGGUUGAAGAUGAAUACAAGAAAGUGAAUGAUGGUAAUUUUGGUUGGAGGGCAUUGAGAUUAUUAGCUAGAAGAAGUCCUCAUUUUUUUGUUCAUGGAAACAAUCCUAUUAACAAAUUACCAGAAUAUUUGGAAACUAUGAUUAAAAAGAUUGCUAAAGACCGACCACUUCAAUCAGACGUUAAAAUGGAAGCUGAUGAAACUCCACCUCCAGAAUCAAAUGAACAUGAGUUUAAUGAAGAUGUUUUGAAGCAAGAAUCAGAACCAGUAGAUUGCGAAAAUUCCAAUGCUAAAACUGGUAAAUUAAAUUUUGUUACUGUAGAAAUGAUUGAACAACUUUCAGAAGUUUUAAAAAACAAUUGGGAAAAAUUAGCUUCAAAACUAGGAUAUGCUGCAGAUGAGAUUGAUUUCUUUCGUGGAAAACCUACCCAAUAUGAGCAAUGUAAAACUAUGUUGGAUAUUUGGGUAGAUGCUGAUGAAGACGCUUCUGUAGAGAAUUUAGCGUACAUUUUGGAAGGGCUGGAUUUUCACGAAGCAGUUGGUUUAUUGAAGCCAUAA
Molecule: messenger RNA, 570 nt
Organism: Cotesia congregata
Lineage: Eukaryota; Metazoa; Arthropoda; Insecta; Hymenoptera; Braconidae
Source: the annotation of a GenBank genome assembly